Molecule: messenger RNA, 2492 nt
Organism: Labeo rohita (rohu)
Lineage: Eukaryota; Metazoa; Chordata; Actinopteri; Cypriniformes; Cyprinidae
Product: NACHT, LRR and PYD domains-containing protein 1a allele 5
Exons: 16
Coding region: 168-1709 (513 amino acids)
Biological process (GO): mRNA export from nucleus; regulation of DNA-templated transcription elongation
Cellular component (GO): THO complex part of transcription export complex
Source: RefSeq, a predicted model, not a curated record
GCUUUUGUUUUGGUAGUUUAAUCUCCGUGUUGAACGGCUUCUGUUGUGAUGGACAUUUGCAGUAAACAAGCUAGAGUUCCCGCCACUUCCUGCUGCUGCCAGUCGCGGAAACACCAGUGAAUGUCGCGGAAAGAGUGGCGCGCGAUUCGGCAGCUGUCGGCGCGCGAAUGAUGGUCGCACACAUGGCGCAUCAUGGAGAAACGACACCGAUCACCGAUGGGAAUGGAGAGGUUUCAUCAUCAGACCUGAAGGCAGAUCAUCCUUCGGAAAGUUCUCAGAGCAGUACAGACAAUACAUCAACUGAGGAGAGCUCGGAGGAAGAGGAAACUCAAGAGGAGGAAGAGGAAACUCAAGAGGAGGAAGAGGAAAGAGAUUCAGACUCCGACACGAGACCCAGAGCAGAAAAUCACACUGACGAGCCGCGUCAGUCCUGCUGUGAGAAGUGUCGAGCUCUGAAGAAUCCCAAAUAUGAGCUUGUCACCCCCAGGAAAAUAUCUAGAGAUCGGCUACAGCUGCAGUUGGAUGCUGAGGGUGUGUACGAGUGUUCAGACACUGGGCUGGUGUUCGAGGUCUCUCAGCGCGUCAAGAUCACGUACUGCGUUCUCUCCUGGAGCAAGUUUAGCACCUUCUUGACUGGAUUGUGGAAAUUUGCUGGUCCCAUUUUUGAUGUGGACUGUGAUCCAUCCAUUCUCAAAUCCGUCCAGUUCCCACACUCACUGUGUCUAGCAGCAGAUAAAGACAACGAAGUGAAGUUCAGCGUGCUACAUGUCAAGAACAGCCGUGGUCUGAUCGAGCCCUCGGCCGAUCACUCCGGCAGUCACGUCAAGUGGAACGUGUCGUCUCUGUCACCGGUGGGUCCGAUCGUUCAGACGUCUAAAACAGCAGAGCAUCAUGGGGUCGUGCAGGUGUUCAAGGAGGUGGGCCUUGAAAACUCCUUCUCCUUCAGAGUUUACCUGGCUGGAAACAACUGCUCUGACAUGAAGGACAUCAGGAAGGCCGUUCGGCGGGCGAACAACUGUAGGAACAACAAGAAGUACAUACAAGUGGACAAGCCACCUACAUGCAUGCUGGAGGAGAACAGGAGGUACCGUCUCAUCAGCGAGCCCAUGGGACACAUCACACCGGAGGACAUGCUCUUCUCUCCCGUCAUCGUGGAGGUGAAGGGAUACUUCGAAGUCUUCUUUGAGGAGAGUCCUCCUUUCAAACUGUCCCUGACAGAGGCUGAGUCGGGUCAUACUGUAUGGACGGCUACCAUCAGAGAAGGAGACUGCAUACAUCAUGUAGAUGAAAACCCCAAAAAAACAUCAAAAGCUAGAAAGAGACACAGCAGCACGUCAGAGGAAGAGCUCGGUCACAAGCACGUUAAGAAAGCUCGAGGCAUUGACGAGGCCGACUGUAACGCGACGGCCGCGGCUCCGGAGCUGACGGACCAGCAGCUGAUGCUGGUGGCCAAACGCAUGGGGAAGGAGUGGAAGGUGGUGGCCAUCAGCUGCCUGGGCCUCAGCAAACAGGACCUGGAGGAGCUGGAGGCCGCCGAGGAGAGCGUGACCAUGCUGAAAUUCAACAUGCUGGAGCGCUGGAGACGACGGCAGCCCAAGGGAAAAGCGGGAAUUCAGGAACUCCACAAAUGUUUGAAGGACAACGACGACGUGCCCAAUGAGGUCAUUGCUGUGCUGGACGAAAUGCUUCGAGAUAAAACCACUACAUGAACUCUCACGGCCGUCCCGCUGUCUGGAGUCUGUGGACAUCUCUGAAAUUCAAAGCUGACAGAAAUCAUUUUAACCACUGAUAGAGAGCGAUGAAGCGUCCUGACAGAGGAGGCCAGUCACACUCAGAUAUGAAUCAUACUGGAAUCUGGUGCUUUCAGGAAACAUUUCAGGAAAACUGAGCUCUGUAUCUGUACUUGAUGCCCUUCGUGCAUCUGUAGAUUGGUACAUUUUGUACGUAGCUCUUUAUUUUGUGCUUGUGUUUUUGUACAUUUUUUAGAUACUGUACAUUUUUAAUGUCUCUGUAAAGACUGUAAGUACACCUUGGUUUGUUUUGUUGAAUUAUGAGCCACGAUCAUCUGCGUUUGUUUUUAAGAAACAGGAUUGAUGUUUUGAUCUCAGGUGCCGUCGUUCUCUGACGGUUAUUGACUGACAUUAGAGUGACGUAACACCAGUCAUAUCAUGAUAUUAUGCAGAUUACGUGUGUAAUCAUCGCUGUUCGUACGAACAUCCAUGCAGCGCUCUUGUGGUGUGACACUGGUUAAGAAUAUUUCACUCAACGGCUGCAUCACUUUCUCUGUUUCUCAUAUGAAAUGUUUGUUGGGUAAAUCCGCACCUCUCACAGCUGUAUGAUGUGCUGACUCAGGGGAAUCUUUAUUUUGGAGGAAUCUGACCUUUCAUUAAAGAAAUCAUGAAAAUGAUGAAAAUACAAAAAAUAGUGCUUCUCUUAUUCACAUCUUUAGAAUCUUAAACCUGUCUGAACUCUUGAUUUCAGACCGUUUCUGU